Gavia stellata (red-throated loon) is the source of this 2613-nucleotide messenger RNA. It is a transcript of the gene RPL7L1, whose product is annotated as ribosomal protein L7 like 1. Gene Ontology annotation, biological process: maturation of LSU-rRNA from tricistronic rRNA transcript (SSU-rRNA, 5.8S rRNA, LSU-rRNA). Lineage: Eukaryota; Metazoa; Chordata; Aves; Gaviiformes; Gaviidae. The record is from RefSeq and is a predicted model, not a curated record. Gene Ontology annotation, molecular function: structural constituent of ribosome; RNA binding. Gene Ontology annotation, cellular component: cytosolic large ribosomal subunit.
CCCGCCCCGGCGCAUGCGCGGCAGCGGACCCCCGGCGAGAUGGCGGAGGAGGAGCCGAGGCGGCGGAUCCCGCUGGUGCCGGAGAACUUGCUGAAGAAGAGGAAGGCCUACCAGGCCAUCAAGGCCACCCAGGCCAAGCAGGCACUCCUCAGCAAGCGGAAGCACCAGAAGGGGAAACAAAUCCAGUUUAAACGCCUUGAGACUUUUGUUCGAGAUUCAUGGCGCAAACACCGAGAUGACAUCCGGCUGAGGCGCAUGGAGCAGAGACCUGGACAGACGGCUGUACCUCAGGAGCACAAACUAGCCUUUGUUGUGCGGAUUGUAGAUAUUAAGGGAGUGAGUAGGAGAGUAAGAAGAGUGAUUGAUUUGCUGCGGCUGAGAAAAAAUUUCACUGGAACGUUUGUUAAACUGACUCCUUUAUCGCUGAAGAUGCUGCGGAUUGUAGAACCUUACGUGGCGUGGGGACACCCUAACCUGAAAUCUGUACGAGAGCUCAUCCUGAAACGGGGCCAAGCGAAGAUUGAGAAAAAGAGGAUGCCUCUGACAGACAAUAUGCUGAUAGAGAAACAUUUAGGAGACUGUGGUAUUAUUUGCCUGGAAGACCUUAUUCAUGAAAUCUACUCGGCUGGGAAGUAUUUCAAAAAAGUCACAAACUUUCUAUGGCCAUUCCAUCUGUCAGUGGCUCGCUAUGCUUCACGUAACAAAGUGGGUUUCCUCAAGGAAAUGGGUAAGCCUGGCUGCAGAGGUGAAGCAAUCAACCAGCUUAUACGUCAGCUGAACUAGUCAGGGUCUUUGUGAAAACUUCAGGAUUUGUAACCUGUUCUUUUUCACAUGUAGUUUUCAUGGACAUUAUUACUAUGCAGUGAUAUACUGUAUCUCUUGACUGUUGGUGCCUCUGUAGAAAAAGUAUACAGACGAUGAUGGGGAUGGACUUUGGGAUGGUCCCUAUUAAAGAAGAUAAAUUGUAUUUGGCGCAAGAAAGAAGUGACUUGAACUUCCUGGAGCAAUCUGACUUCUGCAUCUCUGUAAAAUAAGGUUUUUUUAAUACCUGUUACUGCUGGCUCUGUACCAGUCACCUCCUGAUCUCAUCUUUGGUAUAAAGGAGUGGUUGUCAGUUCCUGAUUUAAAUUUCUGUUACAGUUGACUUGCACUCACUGUUCUGAUCCAGUCCUCCCGAGGGAAGUACACCUCCUUCUGGGUGUAAAGGGGCAGUGCAGUCACCUGUUUAAGAAUAUUGCUGACAGGCAGAAGAAGACACUAGGUAUUCCUCUGUUACUGCAGUGCAAGCCCUAGAAGUGAGUAAUGUAACAUUUUUUCAUGUACCUAGAUUGUAUUUAUUUUAAAAGCCAUGAUUUUAUGCUAUUGAUUUACAAAAGGCUGUCUUUUCAAUUCUGCUAGAUUGGGACUGUUAGAACUAUUUCCUGGUAGGAAAGCCCAGAAACUUUGAUUACAUAUCCUCUACCCCUGUACUACAAUGUUUUUUAAAUAAACUUUUGAAAUUACACUGUUACAAUAGGAAGAGUUGUAUAUAACUCUAGAAGAGUGGGAGAAGCUAAAUACUCUGGCUGAUGUGAAUUUGAUGAAGGAAAUGAACAAAUCCAGGGAAGAGCCUGAAAGUUCUAUUACCACUUUCUUAGAAUUUUAAAUCCCUAAUUUGCAUGAAGAAUGCCAUUUAACAAAUAUGGAAGGCACUGUGCUUAAUCAUUAGGUCACCGUAACUAUUUAUACUGUUAUUUGAAGACUUACAUGGGGGCAAACUACUAAUCUAUGAAUGGGUUUCAUAUUGACUCCAACACACUUGUUUUGAGACUCAGAGGAAACAGUUAAAGUAAUAAUAAAUAGGAUGCCUUAUGGUAUUAAUAUGGCAGUUAUAAACUAAGAUAUAGCAUUCAUUAAACCAUCUAAAUACAAAGUAGUACAGACUCUGAAUUAGAGAACAUGAUAUAAUUUCAAGCUUUAUUCUGUAAAACAAGAAUACAAACAUAGAAAAUGCUUGACAGGCACUAGAGACGUACAUUGACUUAGAACAACACCAUCCCCAGAACUUGAGUCCAGCAGUCAUUAAUAUACAAGGCUUUAUAUAUUUAUCAGGAAAAUCUUAAACAGCUGCUUUCAUUGUAAAGAGGUACAAGUAACUUCAGAGUUGUUCUGUUGAUUCAUUUUAGGAUUGUUUCUGGUAAUAAAACAACCCAGGCUUUUAACAUGAAGAACUGGCAUGUCGGGAGUGAGAUUUUUUUUUUUAGUGCCAGAGAGAACUUAAGCCUGCUAAUAGAAUGUAGUUUAUAAUAACCUUAAAAUGCUGAAUUACAGGAUCGGAACACAAUUCUAGUAAUUAAUCCUAGAUUUGGCAGUUUUUCUAGUGAAUGCGGUAGUUUAACACACCAUUAGUUUAGCUCAUACAGUUAAGUAAGAAUUUAACUAUCAUUAUGAACACCUUAUUUAGACCUCUUUAAAAACGCUAGCUUAGUCUAGUGUUGCACCACAUUAUCAUAGACAAACACAUUGCCUUUUUUCUGUAUCAUACUUCAGAAAGAGCAACAGUAAUGAUGUGUUCAUGAGUUAGCUGCACUAUGAACAGAAACUAUACAAGAUGACAGGAUAUAUACAAAACUC